AUGGAAGGUGCUCGUGAGAAAAGACCGCCUUUAGAACUGCGCAGGUGGGAACAGACUAGGUUGGUAUUGGAGGGAGUGUUCAGUGUACCUCGACUCACGGGUACGUUUCCCUUCAGUACAGGUUACGAAGUUCUUUUCUGGCCGUCAGUCCUUGUCCACAUCGUCGUCAUCAUCCUUAGUCUGUUGUGUAUAAGUUUGAUCCCGUACAUAGAUCCAGAUUAUUGCCAUAGAGGAGGAUUGCUCUAUAUAUUUGUAGUAAGAAUCGUGAAAUGCACCACUGCAUCGAUAUACAACAUAUUGUCUCCAUUGUGGAUGAUUUAUAAUCAUAAAUGCUUGAAAAAACUUCUAAGGAAUGUCACCUCAGUAGAAAAGGAGAUGGGCAACGGAUCGCUGAAAUUGAACUGCAAGCACAAGCACCUUCCUUUCUUAUUUUUCCCCGUAAUAGGUUCAGUCAUCGUGCUCAUGCAGUUCGUCUUUCUGUACCUCAAGUGCGGCUUCUUGUGCGCCUUUUCACUCGCUAUCGUAGUUCUUGUCCCAUUUCCUGCCCUGUCCUACGUGUGGCAGUACCUCGCUCUCCACGAUGUCCUCAGGUCUCUCAUGGUCAGAAUCAGCAAACUGGACGAAGCCGAUUCCUUCGUCAACUCCUACCACUCCUUAGUUAUGGCUUACCGUGCCGUUGAUAAACUUUACGGAUUGCAGGCUAAAGCGGUGAAUGAACAGCUCUACAAGAGAAUGGUCUAUGAAGACAACAAUAAUCUCAUUCACGAUGAACUAUUGGCAUUCCACCUUAGUUCCUGCAGAAAACUGGUAUUUACUGCUUGUGGAUUUUUCAAUCUCGACAAUUCUUUGAUUUGUUCAAUGAUCGCUUGUGCAACAACUUACUUAGUGAUAAUGCUUCAAUUCACCCUCCCUACUACAGUUCAUACCAAUCUCAACCAGUCAUUUGCACAUUUCUAAUUAUAUUGUUUAUUAUUAUAAUAUGUUUAUAUUGGGCUGGCAAAUAAGUCCUUCCGAUUUUUCAGAGUUAAAUAAAACUCAAUGUACUAUAGACAUAAAAUUCAUUUUAAUCUACAAUAUAUUGAUCAGUAUUUCCCAUCUUUCCAUUAACUACAUAAUGCC
Messenger RNA from Nezara viridula (southern green stink bug), 1119 nucleotides. Lineage: Eukaryota; Metazoa; Arthropoda; Insecta; Hemiptera; Pentatomidae. The record is from the annotation of a GenBank genome assembly.